This is a messenger RNA of Terrapene triunguis (Three-toed box turtle), 2697 nucleotides long. RefSeq names its product SH3 binding domain protein 5 like (gene SH3BP5L). The record is from RefSeq and is a predicted model, not a curated record. Gene Ontology annotation, cellular component: cytoplasm. Gene Ontology annotation, molecular function: protein kinase inhibitor activity. Gene Ontology annotation, biological process: negative regulation of protein tyrosine kinase activity; intracellular signal transduction. NCBI's taxonomy places the organism in Eukaryota, Metazoa, Chordata, Testudines, Emydidae. Bases 1 to 1107 code for a protein of 368 amino acids. The transcript is spliced from 6 exons.
AUGGGGGACUCAGACCAGCGGCUGGUUCUGGGCAUGAACGUGGGGGACGGGCGCCAGACGCCUCCUGGGGAGCUGCGGACACCCACGCAGGAGGGUGAGGAGCUCAGGGCUCCUAUUCCCGAGGAUGUCUGCAGUGGUGACGAAACCAAAAUGCCUUCGAUGGACCAAGAUGAUGUGGAGGAAGAGUUGGACCCCAGGAUACAGGAAGAGCUGGAGCAUCUCAACCAGGCCAACGAGGAGAUCAACCGGGUGGAACUGCAGCUGGACGAAGCCAGGACCACAUACCGCAGGAUCCUCUCUGAAUCCGCCAGGAAGCUCAACACCCAGGGCUCCCAGCUGGGGAACUGCAUCGAGAAAGCACGUCCAUACUAUGAGGCCCGUCGCCUGGCCAAGGAGGCCCAGCAGGAGACGCAGAAGGCAGCGCUGCGGUACGAACGGGCGGUCAGCAUGCACAAUGCCGCCCGUGAGAUGGUCUUCGUGGCGGAACAGGGCGUCAUGGCCGACAAGAACCGGCUUGACCCCACCUGGCAGGAGAUGCUCAACCAUGCCACCUGCAAGGUGAAUGAGGCAGAGGAGGAGCGGCUGCACAGCGAGCGGGAGCACCAGCGCGUCACCCGGCUUUGCCAGCAGGCUGAAGCCAAGGUGCAGAGCCUGCAGAAAUCCCUCAAGCGUGUCAUCGUAAAGAGCAAGCCCUACUUCGAGCUCAAGGCCCAGUUCAACCAGAUCCUCGAGGAGCACAAGGCCAAGGUGACAGGACUGGAGCAGCGGGUCUCCCAAGCCAAAAUGCGCUACUCGGUGGCGCUCCGUAACCUGGAGCAGAUCAGUGAGCAGAUCCAUGCCCGGCGGCUGCAGCGCCUCAUCCAACGCCGGGCCUCUCCAGUAGGGGCAGAGGCGGGGGCCGGGCUGGGCGCCGAGUGCCCCCCCACGGACACACUCUCCAUGCUCAGCUUGCAGACCAUUGCCUCCGACCUGCAGAAGUUUGACUCGGUGGAGCAUCUGCUGGGGCUGUCGGACGCCACCAGUCUCAACAGCGAUGAGCUGGAGGAGCAGGAGCAGCGCCGGGGUGGGCAGAGCCAGUUCAAGCACCACCGCAGCGUCAGCCUCUAACCCACCUCCCUGGCCCUUCCCCUCGGCGAGCCCAGCCGGAAGGGGCUGUGCCAGCCGGGCGAGGAGGGAAUGCUGUGGCUGGACACUGCGGCACUGGGGGGUGGGGCGGACAGCCUUCUGUGAAGGACCCCUGCUUCCUAAGGGGGGGCCCAAAGACACUACACCUCCCAGAGGGCAUUGCUCAUCCUUUCCUCCCCCUGCCCCAUGUGUGCCCUCUGCCACUACACCUCCCAGAGGGCAUUGCCCAUCCCCUCCCCCCCCAGGUGAGUGACCCCUGACACUGCACUGGGUGACCUCUGACACUACACUUCGCAGGGGGUAUUGCUGUACUGACACAAGUAGCAUGGAGGCUGCUGAUUCCAGCCAGCAGGGCUUUCUGGGUCCCCUGCGGUAGGGCUCCAUGCUGGAGCCAGGAGCAGACACUGCCCUUUGCUGGAGCAGUGUUACCUGCAGACCCCGCUCCCAGCAUGCACUGAGCAGAGCACCCAGUUCCCUUAUGUGCUGACAGCCGGGGUCUCCCCAGAGCAGAGACACCAGCACCUCUGGUUUUAUGCCCACUAUUUGGUCUGCUGCCUUCGCUGACCUGGUUUCCAGCACUGCUACAUGUCCUGGGCCGGGGGAGGGAGAAGCAAAACUAGCUGCUGUCUGACACUACAUUCCUGGGGGGAGGGGGUUUGGCAGGCCCUGGCCUGGGGCUACUGCAUGUGUACAUCCCAGGGGACAGGGCGGGAGCUAUGGAAUGAGGGCCCUCUGGUGUCAGCUCUGAUAGCUACAGCCUAGUUCUUGUCCAUAACCACAGGCUGGUGAAGGUUGCUGCUGAGACAUAGAGAUGGCCUGGAGCUAAUGCCUUCUCCUAGUGCAUACACAGACUGGGCCAGUUCCCUAUGCCUAUCACGUGGAGCCUGCAGUGCUCACUGGGUGGGUCGCUUGCUCACCUCCUGCAAUGUAAUAGGGAUGCUUCUCUGAAAAUGUGGGUGCUUGGUGCCUGAGGUUCAUCUCCUAGUGGCAGAGAUUACAGGAGCAGCCUGUGCAAACUGUAUAGCCUUCCCCACUGCUCACAGGCGGCUGGGCUCAAAGAUGCCUGGAGUCUGCCCUUUGAGCAGAGCACCUUCACCCAAAACGUGGCAAGGAGCUGAUUCCUUCCCCCUCCAGCAGGUGGCACCAGAUGGUUCACUCUAGGCAGCUCCUUGUACUCUUACCUAACCCUGUUCCUCCAGAUUUCCUAGGUCAAAUCCCCCUCAAAUCUUCCUUUAUAUUGAGACAAAUAAGUGUCAAAGCUGCGUGGAAAGUAAUUUGCACUAGUUGGUGUGGGGAUGGGGGGGUUUGGUGUCAGUUGGGAGGGGGAGCUCCUUGUGCAUAUCCUCUGCCCCGGAGACCACUCUGGGCUUAUCUGUACCCCCUGUGGUCUCCUGGGAGCCGGGGCUGCAUCCUCUCUGUGAUGGAUGCUCCUCUUGGUGGGGGGCUGUUGCUGCUGCUGUGCCCUGGUGUGGUUUCACUCUGCUGUGGCUGUGAUGAUAACUGCCAGUUUGAGGCAGCCCAGUGGAUCCGUAUGAGUGAGCGGCUGUGCUGCAUAUUUUAUUUAAAGUAAAG